Wyeomyia smithii (pitcher-plant mosquito) is the source of this 1103-nucleotide messenger RNA. RefSeq names its product ras-related protein Rab-34 (gene RabX5). Bases 254 to 1081 code for a protein of 275 amino acids. The record is from RefSeq and is a predicted model, not a curated record. NCBI's taxonomy places the organism in Eukaryota, Metazoa, Arthropoda, Insecta, Diptera, Culicidae. Gene Ontology annotation, molecular function: GTP binding; GTPase activity. The transcript is spliced from 3 exons.
GAACUACGAGAGCGUAUUUCCUGUCCUAUGUUUGUCUGAUGGGUGCAGAGUGUGCGCGCGUGUUACAAUUUCUUCAUUCCACCAUCCUUUUUGUUCACUUUCGAGCGCAACGAAAUGCACCCAGCAGUCCGCAUACAAACGUACAUACAGUUGUCAUAGGAGAUCCUGCGGGCGCGUGAACUGAUGGGCUACCACCGGUGGGCACUGAUCAAGGGCAGGACCUCAGUCUAGUCGAAUCUCUCCCGGUGUGAAGAUGCCCAUUUACAAAAAGUCUGGCAUAAAAGGCAGCCGUAAUUAUAAACCAUUAGACAACAACGUGGACUAUGGCACGCGACAGAUCGAUCAGAUGCCAAUCGCCUGUUGCGAUCCUCGCAGUCCUUACGGUGGGCAGUUUGGCGAGCGAACUUUACGUGCUUGCGAACGUGUGACGUCACUCUGUUUGAGCGCGUGCAAGGCCAUUUUUGUUGGUGAUGUCUCGGCGGGAAAAAGUUCACUGGUGAAUCGAUUUUGUCACGAUGUUUUCGAUCGGAACUACAACCGGACAAUCGGGGUGGAUUUUGAGGUGGAAAAGUUUCUAGUUUUAGCUCAUGCAUUUAAUCUUCAAAUAUGUGAUACUGCUGGCUAUGAGCGAUUUAGGUGCACUUCUGAAAGCUACUAUCGCAAUGCAAACGCCGUUGUUGUGGUAUUCGAUUUGACGAAUGCGGAGUCUUUGCGAAAUGCUGAAAGAUGGCUCGAUGAAGCGUUGCAGUUGAACCGGCCUGAAAUAUUAAGAUUUCUUGUUGGAACAAAAAGAGAUCUACUUGUAUCUACUCCUCAUAAUCAAAUCGAAAAUGAAGCCAAGCAAAUGGCACGAGAGAUGAAAGCUGAGUUUUGGUCGGUUUCAGCGGAGAGUGGUGAAAAUGUUACCAAGUUUUUCCGACGUCUAACCGCACUGUCGUUCGACACAACCGUACAACGACUUUUAGGGUCCAACAAUCCGAUAAGCCAUCCCAGUGGGAAUAGUUUGCUGAACCUCUACUACCUCAAGGAAGAUCGGAAAAUUAAGAAAUCGAAAAAAUGUUCCUUUUGUAGAAUAAAUUAGUUUUUUUUUUAUCUUAACAAAG